Lodderomyces margitis is the source of this 1005-nucleotide messenger RNA. RefSeq names its product ditrans,polycis-polyprenyl diphosphate synthase (gene RER2). Lineage: Eukaryota; Fungi; Ascomycota; Pichiomycetes; Serinales; Debaryomycetaceae. Bases 1 to 1005 code for a protein of 334 amino acids. Gene Ontology annotation, cellular component: dehydrodolichyl diphosphate synthase complex; membrane; endoplasmic reticulum. Gene Ontology annotation, molecular function: ditrans,polycis-polyprenyl diphosphate synthase [(2E,6E)-farnesyl diphosphate specific] activity. The transcript has a single exon. The record is from RefSeq and is a predicted model, not a curated record.
AUGUCUGAUUGGAUCUCAACAUUUCCCGGGUAUAAGCAGGUUCUAUCCUCGGGUAAGAAGAUGUUCGGCAGAGUGAUACAAACAGGACCAGUGCCACAGCAUGUUGGGAUUAUAAUGGACGGAAAUAGAAGGUAUGCCCGAAAUCACAAAAUCGAGAUUAAGGAGGGCCACAGUAUGGGAUUCAACACCAUGGCCAAUAUCUUGGAGUUGCUUUACGAGUGUGGAGUGAAGGUGGCAACUGUUUAUGCAUUCUCGAUUGAAAACUUUAACCGAACCAGUUACGAAAUUAAGUGGUUGAUGGACUUGGCCAAGUCGAAAUUCACCCAGAUCAACCAGAACGGAUUGAUUUGCGAGGAAUACGGAGUACGAAUAAAAUUGAUUGGAAAUUUGAAAUUAUUACCGCCAGAUGUGUUGCAAAUUUUACGCGAGACUGAAGAAAUUACCAAAAACAACACUAGGGCGGUUUUGAAUGUUUGUUUCCCCUAUACAUCUAGGGACGAAAUGACGCACGCAGUGAAGAGCAUUGUAAGUGAGAGCACCAAGGAUAGGAUUACUGUUAACGAAGAGACUGUGGCACGUCAUCUUUACACGGGAAAUCUGCCUCCUUUGGAUCUUUUAGUGAGAACCUCAGGCACAUAUAGGCUAUCAGACUUUUUAUUAUGGCAAUGCGUCUCUCCCGACUGUGCAGUUGUUUUUGUUGAAAAAUUAUGGCCUGAGUUCAAACCGUGGGAUAUGCUAAAAAUAUUGAUCAAUUGGAGCUUCAACAAAUAUUGGUAUGGCAGUUCCAGUGGAUUUGGUUUGAAUCCAAGAGUGCUAAAGAAAGCGGCGGAGGAUCAUGAUGUGGAGCUUUUGAAUCUGCCAGCAGAAGUUGGGUUUGAGAGAAGAAUGAAAAUUGAUGACGACGAUGAUGAGGUUACAGAUGUGAGCAGUAAUAUAGGAACUGAGGAGGAAACUAUGACAUCUGAGGACGACGUUGACCCUAGGGUAAAUACUAAAAUAGCAUAA